AUGACUAUCUAAUUUGGCUUGUUAUUAUCUGGUCUUAAAAUCCCAUAAACAGAUAUAGUUAUCACCCAAAGCUAAUGUAGUACUAAAGGAGAGUAACAAAUUUUAAUAAACUAUUUCAGCAUAUCCAUCUAAUUUUGCUUUUUAUUAACUUGUCUUAACAUCCCAUAAACGGUUAGACUUAUCAUCGCUACCAGUUGCUAAUGCAUCUCCAUAAGGAGAGUUAAAAUUGAACUGUAUUGGAAUGACCAUCUAAUUUUGCUUUUUAUUAUCAUAUGUCUUAACAUGUCAUAAACGGAUAAACUUAUCAUCAUUACCAAGAUGCUAAUGUAAUACUAUAAGGAGAGUAAAAUUGAAUUAACUGCUUCUUCAUGA
This is a messenger RNA of Paramecium octaurelia, 372 nucleotides long. The record is from the annotation of a GenBank genome assembly. NCBI's taxonomy places the organism in Eukaryota, Ciliophora, Oligohymenophorea, Peniculida, Parameciidae.